Exophiala xenobiotica is the source of this 653-nucleotide messenger RNA. RefSeq lists its product as uncharacterized. The record is from RefSeq and is a predicted model, not a curated record. Gene Ontology annotation, molecular function: zinc ion binding; carbonate dehydratase activity. Bases 71 to 625 code for a protein of 184 amino acids. The transcript has 7 exons. Lineage: Eukaryota; Fungi; Ascomycota; Eurotiomycetes; Chaetothyriales; Herpotrichiellaceae.
GUAUUUGUUCAUUUCCAGAAACUGAUCAAAUGCCUUUUCUCGUGAUGCAGCUGCGGCCACAAGGCUCCAAAUGUUGACCCCCUUAUAUCGAGCAUGUUGGCAUAUAAAAAGCCAAGAACUGCUUCAACGCCAUGAAGCCACCCUCGGAGCCUUCAAGCCUAUUCCCUACUUCUCCGAGCUUGAUCUCGACACCAUGCCCCGAUUCCUGAUCAUCACAUGUGCGGAUCCUCGAUGCAUCCCAGAGAACAUCUUCAAUCUCCACACAGGAGAGGCGGUUGUUCUCCGAGUCGCCGGAGGCAAUGCUCAAUUCGUUCUAGAACAUAUACUCUCCAUCGACUCACUGGUGCACUUCACCGAGUGUCUGAUCGUUCAGCACACAGAUUGCGGCGCCACCCACUUCCGAGAUGCGACAGUCAAAGGGGGCCUCAAAGAGAGGGCUCCAGCCCUGCAACAAGACAUUGAAGGUAUGAAGUUUGGCGAAAUUACAGGAUCCCUGCAAGACAAUGUCAAGGCAAGCAUCGAUUUCUUGCGGGCCUCGCCAUUGGUGCCGAAAGAGCUCAAGUCGAAUAUCCGAGGCUUUAUUUUUGAUCUUAAGACAGGCGGUCUCGAGGAGGUGACGGCAUAAGAUUCAAGACGUUAUCAACGUGAGCUGG